Molecule: messenger RNA, 4656 nt
Organism: Cydia splendana
Lineage: Eukaryota; Metazoa; Arthropoda; Insecta; Lepidoptera; Tortricidae
Product: proteoglycan 4-like
Exons: 10
Coding region: 161-4258 (1365 amino acids)
Cellular component (GO): cytoplasm
Molecular function (GO): glycosyltransferase activity
Source: RefSeq, a predicted model, not a curated record
GUAUGCGUGUGUCGGUGUCGGACCGGCGCUCCGAGGGGGGCUCGCGCACGCUUCGUGGAUGCAUUUGCGAGUGUUGCGCGGAGUGCGCGUGUAGUUUGUGACAUUAGGGGAUUUAGGGGUGACUGGAACUGUCACACGCGAAACUACACCCUGCUUCAAAAUGUCAAACCGAGCAUGGGUGACGCUGGCCACAAACGACUCCUACGGCCUGGGGGCACUGGUCUUGGCACACUCCCUGCGCCGCGUUCGUUCCACGCACUCCACUGUGGUCCUCAUCACACCAUCAGUUACUGAUGCCAUGAGAGACCGUCUCCGCGCAGUAUUCACGGAGGUAGUGACCGUGGAUGUGUUGGACUCGCGCGACGCGGCCCAUCUGGCGCUGCUGCAGCGGCCCGAGCUGGGCAUCACCUUCACAAAGAUCCACUGCUGGGGGCUCACGCAGUACGAGAAGUGCGUGUUUCUGGACGCUGAUACCCUGGUGGUACAGAACUGCGAUGAGCUGUUCGAGCGGGAAGAGCUCUCUGCGGCCCCCGACGUCGGCUGGCCCGACUGCUUCAACUCUGGCGUGUUCGUCUACACGCCUUCCACGGCGACUUUUGACGCGCUCAUCAAGUUCGCGCAGGAGCGCGGCAGUUUUGACGGUGGCGACCAAGGCCUGCUGAACUCGUUCUUCUCGGACUGGGCGCGCAGCGACAUCAACAAGCACCUGCCUUUCCUCUACAACGUCACGUCAGCUGCUUUCUACUCCUACCUGCCGGCACUCAAACAGUACGGGCAGGACCUAAAGAUCAUCCACUUCAUCGGCGCGGCGAAGCCUUGGCUGCAGCCCUACGACUUCGAGACGCGCUCCGUGUCGGCGCCCGACCACCUGCAGGGCUUACUACAGUUGUGGUGGGACCUCUUCGUGGGCCAGGUGCACCACCAGCUCGACACAUCCAUGCAUUCCAACCUGGACGUUAGUGUUUCAGAGGUUGAGGACGUUGAGGUAGAGGCCCCCCCGAUGCCCCCUCCGGACGCCCAACAUUACGAGCCCAGCUUGGACCCCCGAUCAGAAUUCCGGUGGCACCACCCGGACGCACAACUCCAAGACGAAGCGGUAGCCGACAAACCUGACUUCACAGACUUCUACGAUCCCUGGCAGAAUUACAAAGGAAACGUCCCACCCAAUCCAAACCCGGAAGUCUCGGAUGAUCACAAAGCAGUGAGAGACUACGCGUGGGAAUAUAAAGCACCGGCACACACCGACGCGUGGCAGCCGCCCGCCGGCUACCAGCACGACACCCACUGGCACAACGAACCCCACCACACACACAGCCACGACCACAUAGAUCACUCCCGGGACCAUUCUCACACUCACACCCACCACACCGAUGAACACCACGGCUGGUACCAUCACCAUGAGGCAGGUCAAUCUUUCACGAAUCACGAAACGCCGCACCAUCAUCAUAGUGAAAACCACCACAAUCACGGGCAAACUCACGCGCAGUAUCCUCAUGAUCAUCACUACGAUCACACGAGCCAUCAUCAUCAUGAUCAUAGCCAUUCUGAACAGCCACACGAAUCAUCCAACUCGCAGUGGAGUAAAGGUUUAGAUCACACGCAAGUAGACACUUCACGGGUUCACAUAGUACAUCACGUUCACAUAGACUAUGAUAACGAAAGAGGGAACGAGGAAGCCGGUGUGCCGGUGGCGAUAAAAGACAUGAACGGCGAUGCCUCCGAGACCGAAAGUUGUGAUCAUGAGGAUAUAAAACCGAGGCACCCGUACGACAACUACUAUCUAAAACAUAUAUCCACUAUCGAUUCGUACGGACGAAAGAUCUGCUCCCACGAAAUACCCCCCACCCCGUCGCCGUCUUCAUCAGAGUAUAUGACCCCCAACGAUUCAGAAGAGGAGGACGAAGCGCUCGAAAACCAGGCAUCUCAAAGCGGAGUGGCGGGCAACCUGGCGCGGGUGGUGCCGGGCGCCGCCGCGCGCGAGGCGCUGGACGAGCUGACGCGCCGCCAGGGCUGGGAGGCCGGCAACAUCGACUACAUGGGUGCGGACUCCUUCGACAACAUCUGGGCCAAGAUCUCGCAGACCCUCAGCCAGCCGAGGACGUCCCCGCCCAAGGACCAGCCGAAGCAACCCUCGCCGCCGAAGGAGGCGCCGAAGCGGCCUUCUCCGCCCAAGGAGGCGCCGAAACAGCCCUCGCCUCCCGAGGAAGCCCCGAAGCAGCCGUCGCCACCCAAAGAGCCCGCGCCUAAGCAACCGUCCCCGCCUAAAGAGGCCCCCGCGGAAGCGAAGCCCGCGGAAGCCCCGGCGGAAGCGAAGCCCGCAGAAGCCCCGGCGGAAGUGAAGCCCGCCGAAGCCCCGGCGGAGGCCAAACCCGCCGAAGUUCCGGCCGCGGAGCCGGUCGCCGAGGCGGCAGGUAAACCAACUCCCAUAUCUCCCGCCGCAGAGGCUCCAGCGCCGGCCCCGGCCCCGGCGGAGGCCCCGGCGCCCGCCCCUGCGCCCGCAGCCCCCGCCGCGGUCCCCGUAGAAGCGGCGCCGGCGCCGGCCGCCGAGCCUCCUAAAGAGGAGAUCAAAGAAAAGACUGACAAACCCGAAGUUCCUCCUACGCCGCCGGCGACGCCAAAGUCUACCCCGGAGCCGUCCACCCCGGUCGCCGAAGCGCCGGCCGCCGUUGAGCCGAUGCUCGCUGCGGCACCUGCAGCCCCCGCGACCCCGGCGGCCCCGGAGUCGCCGGCGCCAGCGGCCUCGGCCCCCUUGUCGCCGGCCCCGGCGGCCUCGGCCCCCUUGUCGCCGGCCCCGGCGGCCUCGGCCCCCUUGUCGCCGGCCCCGGCGGCCUCGGCCCCCUUGUCGCCGGCCCCGGCGGCCUCGGCCCCCUUGUCGCCGGCCCCGGCGGCCCCGGCGGCGGCGACGCCGGAGAAGGCCCUGGACGUGACGUCGGCGUCCAGCGACAGCCCGCCGCUCGCCAACACGCCGUCGAAGGACGACGCGCCCGUCGACCCCGCCGCCAAAUCGGAGGAGCGCGAGCGCAGGAAGAAGGUGGAGAAACUUCAGCUCAGCCCGCCGGCCGCCGCCGACCCGCUCGCCACGCCCGACUCCGAGCUCGAGGACGCCGCGGCGCUCGCGCAGUCUAUCAUCGCCUCGGAACUCACUCCCACAGACCCUCCCGCACCCACCCCCGCCUCGCCGGUGUCGCUCGCGCAGAUCGGCGUCAAGCCCAAGGGGAAAACCACUGCUGCACAAAUAGAAUCUUCCAUAGCCCCGGCUACACCUAGCGCGGAGGCGCCCUCUACACCAAGCGCGGCUGCGCCCUCUACACCGAGCGCGGCAGCGGCCGCUACGCCAAGCGAGGUGGCACCAUCUACGCCAAGCGCGGUAGCGCCAGCUACGCCGACCGCGGCGGCACCAGCUACGCCAAGUCCAGAGGCGCCCGCUAAACCGAGCGCGACGACACCCGCUACGCUAACCGCAACAACGCCCGCUACACCUAGUGCGGCGGCUUCAGCUACGCCAAUCACAAAAGCACUCGCUACCUCAGGCGCGGCGGCACCAUCUAUGACAAGUUCGAAGGCACCCGCUACGCCAGAGGCGGAAGCGCCCGCUACCCCAAGUGCGGCGGCUCCCGCUAAGCCAGUGGUGGAUGCGCCCGCUACCCCAAGCGCGGCGGCACCCGCUACGCCAGUGGCGAAAGCGCCCGCUACCCAAAGUGCGGCGGCACCCGCUACGCCAGUGGCGGAAGCGCCCGCUACCCGAAGCGCGGCGGCACCCGCUACGCCAGUGGCGGAAGCGCCCGCUACCCCAAGCGCGGCGGCACCCGCUACGCCAGUGGCGGAAGCGCCCGCUACCCCAAGCGCGGCGGCACCCGCUACGCCAGUGGCGGAAGCGCCCGCUACCCCAAGCGCGGCGGCACCCGCUACGCCAGUGGCGGAAGCGCCCGCUACCCGUAGCUCUGCGGCACCCGCUACGCCAGUGGCGAAAGCGCCCGCUACAGCAAGCACUGUGGCACCCGCUACGCCAGUGGCGGAAGCGCCCGCUACCCCAAGCGCGGCGGCACCCGCUUCGCCCAGUACGCCAACCUCGGAAGCACCCUCUACGCCGAGCUCAGAGCCUUCCACCCCCAGCGCAGAGACGCCCUCUACCCCGACCACGGCCGAGGCACCUAAGGAGGCCACCAAAAAGAAGGUCGUAAAGAAAGUAGUCAAAAAGGAGGGCGAUGCCCCGGUGCCGCCGCCGCGCAAGAAGGAAAAGAAACCCAAAGAUAAGUGAGCCACUCGACAGUACCAGUCCUCUGUGCCAUAUUUGUAACCUCUCUUUUCUACUUUAAUUGUUACUCUUAAGUUUAUUUAAUUUUCGAAUAUGCUUUCAUGUGCCGCGUAACCCUAUACUAUGUUAGAUAUAAUUGUGUUAACUAUUUGCAUCACACAAUCAUAUUUUGUACUUUCUAGUCUAUAUAGCCCAGUCAAGUAUUGGUAGACGCGAAAAUUGGAUAUUUAUUUUGUCUUAUAUGAUUUACACGAUGUUAAAAAAAUCUACUAUGUUAUUAAAUCAUAUUUUGGUUAUUCUUUGGAAUAAAUUGUUAAACCAAAGGAGUUUUAUAUGAGACGUAUUUAUUGAAACGAAAUUAUUGUAAUUUUGUAUGAAAUUAAAGUCUAUUUUGUAUUAAA